GGCCUUUGUGUUUUUCAGCACGUGGUAUGCCUGGAUGUCCCUGCCCUGGCUGUGGCAUGGCGGGACAAAGGCUCCUCUUCCUCACUGCUCUUGCCCUGGAGCUCCUAGAGGGGGCUGGGGGUUCCCAGCAGGCCCUCUGGAGCCGGGGUUCGGCAGCGGCCUGUCGCCUGGACAAUAAGGAAAGUGAGUCCUGGGGGGCCCUGCUGAGUGGAGAGAGGCUGGACACCUGGAUCUGCUCCCUCCUGGGCUCACUCAUGGUGGGACUCAGUGGGGUCUUCCCGUUGCUCAUCAUUCCCUUGGAGAUGGGGACCACGCUACGCUCAGAAGCUGGAGCCCGGCGCCUGAAGCAGCUGCUCAGCUUUGCCUUGGGGGGUCUCCUGGGCAAUGUGUUUCUCCACCUGCUGCCCGAAGCGUGGGCCUACACGUACAGCGCCAGCCCUGGUCCCAUUACAAAUGGUCCCCCUUCUGUGGCCCUGGCUGGGCCUGGCCUGUCAGUGCUGCCCCCUGCAGGUGGUGAGGGGCAGAGCCUGCAGCAGCAACAGCAACUGGGACUGUGGGUUAUUGCCGGCUUCCUGACCUUCCUGGCAUUGGAGAAGAUGUUCUUGGACAGCAAGGAGAAGGAGGGGACUAGCCAGGCCCCCAGCAAAGACCCCGCAGCUGCUGCCGCGCUCAGUGGAGGCCACUAUCUGGCCCAGCCGGCUGCAGAGCCCGGCCUGAGCGCCGUGGUCCGGAGCAUCAAAGUCAGUGGCUAUCUCAACCUGCUGGCCAACACCAUAGACAACUUCACUCACGGGCUGGCUGUGGCUGCCAGCUUCCUAGUGAGCAAGAAGAUCGGGUUGCUGACCACCAUGGCCAUCCUCCUGCAUGAGAUCCCCCAUGAGGUGGGCGACUUUGCCAUCCUGCUCCGGGCCGGCUUUGACCGAUGGAGCGCAGCCAAGCUGCAGCUCUCGACGGCAUUGGGGGGCCUGCUGGGCGCCUGCUUCGCCAUCUGUACGCAGUCCCCCAAGGGAGUAGAGGAGACUGUGGCCUGGAUGCUGCCCUUCACCUCUGGUGGCUUUCUCUACAUUGCCCUGGUGAACGUGCUGCCCGACCUACUGGAGGAAGAUGACCCGUGGCGCUCCCUGCAGCAGGUGCUUCUGCUCUGCAUGGGCAUCGUGGUGAUGGUGCUGUUCUCACUCUUCGUCGAGUAACCGUCCCUGACUUCCCACCCCCUGCAAGCAAUAAGAGACUCGGAUUCACUCUGACCGUGUGUGUGAGGCAGAGAGUGAACGAGCCUCCGACCAGACAAGAGGAUGGUGUGUAUGUGUGUUUGUGUGUGGUGUACACAGGUGACCAGAGGUGUGUGCGAGACCGACACUGUGAUCCCUCGUGUGCUGGGCCCAGGGCCCAAUGCCUGGGCCUGCCCCUAGCCACUCUGUGGUCUUCUCUCCUUGCCACCCUGUUAUCUUCCACCUCCUGGAGUCAGCAGUGAGGAACGGGAGCACUGGUCCCAAGCAGGGGCCUCUCCACCCUAGGACCCCAAGAGGAGUAAGAGCAGCUCAAGGAGCCCAGGGCUGCAGGGAGCCCCAAAGCUGUCUCCUACUGGGGCCUCAUGGGUCCCUGGCCCGAGGGAGUAAACCCCUCUGCGGACACACCCAGCCCUAGGCAGCCAGGAACCAAGGCUGGGCACCUUCUCUGCUGUGUCCAGCGUCCCGGCCCUUCCUUCAGCAGCUCCAAGGCCAAAGGAAGGAGAGGCAGGUGCUCAUGUGGCCCCAGCCCCCCUCAGCACUGACAGUCCUACCGUCUCCACACAGAGCUGUGAGAUGCUUUCGAAGACCUUCUCCGCGUGGCUGCCUGCCCUGGGCCAGCUCCUGUUCCCCCAGUGACUGCUCCCUGGCGGUGCCAGCAGCUCUUGCCACCUCCAGCUGCCAAACAGCAGCCUGCAGGGCAGCAAGCAGCCCAGGGCCAGAGAGGCCUCCCAGUCAGCUCAGGGAUGCUCGUGCCGGCACAGGGUCCAGGCAGACACUCUGGGGGCAGGAAGAGAGUGAGCUAUGGCCGCCCCUCCCAGCUGGGGCCCCUUUUCCUGUCCCACUUCGGGUGGGGUUAGUUGGGGGUGGCGAGGGCUCCACGUUGUCAGCACUCAGGAAUGUGCUCUGGGAGAAUGCUGAAGCCAUAAUCCCCAGCUAUUUCCCUUGGCUGACGCCCAGGUACUCAGCUGGCCCACUCCACAGCCAGGCUCCAGCCCUGCUGCUCGACCGUGGGCGUCCGGAGAAGUAGCCAUCGAGAGGGUCUGAAUGGUUUUUACAGCAGUUCUGCUGUGGUUCCGUUUCUAUCUGUAAAUACCUGUUCUAUAGAUGAGAUACAAAUAAAUAUACACAAACUGGC
Molecule: messenger RNA, 2364 nt
Organism: Vicugna pacos (alpaca)
Lineage: Eukaryota; Metazoa; Chordata; Mammalia; Artiodactyla; Camelidae
Source: RefSeq, a predicted model, not a curated record